Cuscuta campestris is the source of this 3065-nucleotide messenger RNA. The record is from the annotation of a GenBank genome assembly. NCBI's taxonomy places the organism in Eukaryota, Viridiplantae, Streptophyta, Magnoliopsida, Solanales, Convolvulaceae.
AUUGUAAGUUAAUUCUCAAAUGGGCCGGGGUAACUUCUCCGGUCUCCAGUAGCAUCGUCCGGUCUUCCGCCGUCUAAAUUGCCACUCCCGUUGGCCGCCAUACCACCAUCCUUCCCGCUGCCAUGUCCAUAAUAUUUCUCCGUUCACUUCCCGCCAUCGCCUUUCGUUCCAAACCCUUCACUCUCAGACAUCUCUCGCCCAUCAGUCCCCUCUUCCUUCUCAGAACUCUCCCAAGACGCAGCCUUUCCUCACUCUCUGCUGCGACUCCAGAUUCUCCUGCAGAAUCCGAUUCCAAGAUUCCUCCAAUUCAGUCCAAUGGGCAGCUGAAAUGGGUCACCCGCACGAGAUAUUGCGGCGAAUUGUCUGAAUCCGAUGUGGGUAAACGGGUCAGGCUUUGCGGGUGGGUCGCCUUCCAUAGGGUUCACGGGGGCCUCACUUUUUUCAACCUCAGAGAUCAUACUGGGAUUGUACAGAUUACUACACUUCCAGAUGAAUUUCCCGAGGCCCAUUCAACUGUGAAUUCUUUGAGACUUGAGUAUGUGAUCUCCGUGGAAGGUGUUGUGCGGCCUCGGCCAGGUGAAUCUGUCAAUAAGAAGAUGAAAACUGGCACGAUUGAGGUUGCGGCAAGGAAUGUACAUGUGUUGAAUGCAGUACAAAUGAAGUUGCCAUUCUUGGUCACUACUUCUGAUGAUUCAAAAGAUUCUGCUAAAGAGGAAAUACGGUUGAGGUAUCGGUGUCUUGAUCUACGCCGUCCGAAGAUGAAUUCCAACAUAUUAUUGCGACAUAAUGUGGUGAAAUUGAUACGAAGGUACCUGGAGGAUGAACAUGGUUUUGUGGAGAUUGAGACGCCAAUCCUAUCCAGGUCUACUCCUGAAGGUGCCCGGGACUAUUUGGUGCCUUCUAGAAUACAGCCAGGAGCAUUCUAUGCAUUGCCUCAAAGUCCACAACUCUUCAAGCAAAUGCUAAUGGUAUCUGGUUUUGACAAAUAUUAUCAGAUAGCAAGGUGUUUUAGGGAUGAAGAUUUGAGAGCCGAUAGGCAACCAGAGUUUACACAACUAGAUAUGGAGAUGGCCUUCACUUCUUUAGAGGACAUGCUGAAGCUCAACGAAGAAUUGAUUAGAAAAGUUUUUGCAGGUAUCAAGGGUAUCCAGUUGCCCAAUCCUUUUCCAAGACUGACAUAUGAUGAAGUAAUGAAUCGAUACGGUUCAGACAGGCCAGAUAUUCGCUUUGAUCUUGAACUGAAAGUUGUGUCUGACAUUUUCUUGAACUCCAGCUUCAAGGUUUUUACAGAUGUUUUGGAAAGUGGAGGGAUAAUCAAAGCUUUAUGUGUUCCAUCGGGAGCAAAAACCUAUUCAAACACUGCUCUCAAGAAAGGUGACAUUUACAGAGAAGCAAUUAAAUCCGGUGCCAAGGGAUUGCCCUUCUUAAAGGUUUUAAAAGACGGUGACAUCGAAGGGAUUCCCCAGCUCGUGUCAAGCUUUAAUAUUACACAGAAAGAGAAUUUAAUUAAGAGAUUAUCUGCGAGUGUGGAUGAUCUUAUCUUGUUUGCAUUGGGUCACCAUUCAUCGGUCAAUAAGACUUUGGACCGUUUGAGAAUACACAUUGCCAAUGAAUUGGGUCUAAUAGAUGAAUCUAGACAUUCAAUCCUGUGGGUGACUGAUUUUCCGAUGUUCGAGUGGAACGAUCAAGAACAGAGGUUUGAGGCCUUGCAUCAUCCUUUCAUGGCUCCACGCCCUGAAGAUAUGAACAACUUGGCCUCUGCACGUGCCCUAGCUUAUGAUAUGGUUUACAAUGGAGUUGAGAUUGGAGGAGGUAGUUUGAGAAUUCACAAGCGCGAGGUGCAGCAAAAAGUAUUGGAAAUGGUUGGCAUCUCCCCUGAAGAGGCUGAAGCAAAGUUUGGAUAUCUUUUGGAAGCUUUGGAUAUGGGUGCUCCUCCACACGGAGGCAUUGCUUAUGGAAUAGAUAGGUUGGUGAUGCUUUUGGCGGGCACCGAAUCCAUUAGGGAUGUUAUAGCAUUCCCAAAGACAACAACUGCCCAAUGUGCCCUAACUCGGUCACCUUCUCAAGUCGAUCCCCUGCAGUUGAAAGACCUUUCCCUGCAAACCAUAUAGUUUCAUUCGUCUUUCGGGCGGGCACCUUGGGGAUGCAGCAGAUUCAAAGCUCAGUCUCAUAUUCUCUGCUCUCAUGUUCCUACAAAGCUUCCAUGGAAGAGAUAUCUUUAAAGUAGAGAAGUCGUCAAUGAAGUUGCUGCCAGAUUACUUUUUUCCUUAAAAUGUUCUUUUUUGUUGGAUUUCUAUCUGUUAUUUGUUCGGAUUUGAGUAUGUUUUGUGAUGGUGUCAAAUUUUAGUAUUGACGUUUUAGUUUUGGAUUUGAGUAUGUUGUGUUGAAUUUUUUCUAAUUUUUUUCUCCUUCCUGUCGUUUCUUUUCCCUGUGCAGCAUAUUGCAUAAUUAUUUUAGGUUUAAACUCACAUUGGAUUUUUUUUAGUCAAUUCGGUCUAAAUCAGUUCGCUUUAUGCUAUUUUGGUGGAUCAUACAGUAAAAUAAUGGAUACAGUACAGUAAAAUACUCCAAUAUUAAUGGAUCAUUAUUAUUAUUAUCUUGAUACAUUAAAAAAGGAAUAAACAUAAAGUUUAAACUGACCGAAAAAGAAAAAAAUCUAAUGUGAGUUAAACCUUAUAAAAAUAAUGCAAUGUGCUACGCAGAGAAAAGAAACUACAGGAAGGAGAAAAAAAUAUAGAAGAAAUCCAACACAACAUACUCAAAUCCAAAACUAAAACAUCAAUACUAAAAUUUGACACCAAUACAAAACAUACUCAAAUCCGAACAAAUAAUAGAUAGAAAUCCAACAAAAAAGAACAUUUUAAGGAAAAAAGUAAUCUGAGAGCAAAUUCAUUGACGACUUCUCUACUUUAAAGAUAUCUUUUCCAUGGAAGCUUUGUAGGAACACGAGAGUAGAGAAGAUGCUGCAUAAUAGCUUUGUUGGCAUGCAUGAUUUUCACAAGUAUUACAUUUGAGGUUUUUGGGCUUGACCCACAUAAUUGUAUUUGUAUUAUUUAAGUCUUCUA